UGACUUGUUCAAGUCAGAGAGGAAUAAGGCAAAGCACUCGGCAGCGGUCUGUCUGCUCAGCUCAAAGCUCAAAAUGCCUGAGUUAGUUAAGUUGCCACUCUUACUGCAAUAAGGGGAAAGUGCUGGACGAGGUCAUAAACAUGUUAAGGAGUAGGCACCCCAGCAAAAAAGGAAGGAUAUGGGGUUUUUACAUCCUCAUGCUGUACACCUCCCCCCUCUCCUGUUUGGCAAAUUUCAGUCAAGCAAAAGAGCUCAUCUAUACAAUAAAGGAGGGAUUACCCAAAGGGACUUUCAUUGGAGCUAUUGGAGAAGACUUACGUUUGGAUUUUACAGUUGAGCCCCCCUUUUCCUUCAGUCUCACUCAAAAGAAGGUCACGGAGCAGUAUGUAAACAUAAAUAAUACUACUGGGGAGCUUUACACAUCUGCCGCUGAGAUUGACAGGGAGACCCUCUGUCCUUACAGCUCAGACAAGCAGGGAUGCUUCUUUUCACUGGAUGUGUUUGUGUUACCUCAGCAGUACUUUCAGCUUGUCAAAGUAAAGCUUUUGAUUGAAGAUGUGAACGACAACAGGCCAAAGUUCCCCAUGGAUGAAAUCUGCAUGUUUGUCCCAGAAAACGCACAAAUAAAUUCACGUUUUGCAGUGGAGCAAUCAGCUGUUGACCCAGACCUGGGAAUCUUUGGGGUCCAGACCUACUGGCUGGUUAAUGACUUUGGUGUGUUCACUCUGGAUGUUGAGGAGAAUGAUGGAGGUGAGCUGACACCAUUCCUCAUUAUAACAGACUUUUUGGACAGAGAGACGCAAGAUGAAUACAUCACAGAUAUCAUUGCUGAAGACGGAGGGACCCCUCCUCUACUUGGAGCAGCUACUUUAAAAAUUGCCAUCACAGAUGUUAAUGAUAACUGUCCUAAAUUUACAGAGUCUCAAAUUAAUGUUACUCUGCAUGGGAAUACAAGCAAAGGCACACAUUUGGCACGUUUGCAUGCUUUUGACCCUGACCUUGGUACUAAUGCGGAGAUCAGCUACGCUUACAGUGAACGUGUGCCAAGGGACACCAGAAGUUUGUUCCAUUUGGACAAAAUUACAGGAGGGAUAAAGCUAGCCAGAAAAAUAGACUCUGCCACAGCCACAUUCUACAAACUCACUGUUCUAGCCAAUGGACCCGGCUGCAUCCCUGCGGUUGCAACUGUAAGUGUCCAUGUCAUAAAGUUAGUUACCGGCCCCCCUGAUAUCCUACCUCGGUACAUUGCAUCUGAAAAGGAUGGAGUGGUGACACUGAAAGAGUCUGAGCCAGCUUUUUCUCCAAUAGCAUUCUUUACUAUUAAAAACAUGGACAAAACCCACAGGGUAGACUGUUAUUUGGAAGGGAAUGGUCCCUUCAGGCUUGUCCCAUAUCAGCAGUUAGAGAACGAGUAUUUACUAGAAACAACAGAUACUUUGGACUAUGAGAGGAUACAGGAAUAUGAGCUAAUAGUGGUUGCUAACAAAACUCUGGGUAUGGUCAUAAAGACUUUCCUAAAGGUGCAAGUUUUGGAUGAGAAUGACAAUGCACCAGUGUUUCAACAGUCUUUGGUGGAAAUAUCAAUUGAGGAAAAUAAUUCACCUAACACAUUUCUUACCCAACUUCAAGCCUCAGAUCCAGACAGUGAAGGCCGAGGAGAAGUCAUUUACAUCCUUGGAGGUGAUGCUCCUGGGAUUUUUGCUGUGGAUCGUCUCACAGGGGUUCUGACUGUUGCUACAUCUCUUGACAGGGAGGAAAAAGAAAAAUAUCGGUUCAUAGUUAGAGCAGUAGAUCAGGGGACGCCCAGGAGAGAGUCACUCGCGACAGUGGUGGUGACUGUAUUAGAUCGUAACGACAACAGUCCACGUUUUAUUAAUAAGGAUUUUACCUUCUUUGUACCAGAAAACUUUCCAGGGUUUGGGGAGAUUGGUGUCCUCUCUGUCACAGAUGCUGAUGCUGGUAAAAAUGGAUGGGUAGCCCUUUCCAUCCUCAAUGGCAGUGAUAUCUUCAUGAUAGACACUGGCCGCGGUGCAUUGAGGGCCAAGACUCCUCUGGAUCGUGAACAGCAAGGAACAUACCAACUUUGGAUUGAGGCUGCUGAUGGUGGGGUGCCAGCACUCUCUUCUAUUACAAUGGUGACAGUGCUCUUGUUGGAUGUAAAUGACAACCCGCCAAUUGUCCUCUUCCCUCAGUCCAACCAGUCCUACAUGCUAGUGCUACCCAGUACGGCACCUGGAACAUCAAUUGCAGAAGUAUAUGCAGUGGACAAAGAUACAGGGAUGAAUGCAGUAAUUGCCUACAGUAUCAUUAAAAGGAAAGGUGGUGAGCCAGGGUCAUUCGCAAUUGACCCACAAACAGGAAAUAUAACAUUAAUGCGAGAGCUCAGCAACAGAGGGCUUUAUAGCCUUCUGGUGAAGGUUACUGAUCACGGCCAGCCUGAACCACUUUACUCAACUGUCAUAGUUAACUUCUUUGUCAAUGAAACAGUGAGUAACGAGAGUUACAUCCAAAGUCUUUUAACCAGAGACACUGACAUAGAAGUUGAAGAAAAGCCCUGGUACGGUGGACAGAUGACUGAUGGUCCUGAGAGAUAUGAACUGUUUCCCUGUCGCUCUGUCCUCAUUGCUCUUUCAGUGGUAUGUCUGGGGUUGUUUUUUCUAGUUGUUAUAUUGAUAUCAUAUAUAUGCUGUAAAAGAUUCAAAAAGAUAAGACACAAAAGAUCAGAGGUGGAAGCACCUUUAAAAAUGAAAAAUGGCUCAACACAUGAUUUGAACAGAAAACUCAGGCAGAUGUCUAAAAUGUGAUCAACAUUUUUGCGGAUAUUCCAAAAUGACCACUGUUUACAUGAAUGUUUACAAUUGCAAAUGUACAAAGCAGAGCACUUACAUUAAGUCGCUCUUAUUGCUUUGGCCAUUUUAAUGUUAUUAAUGGUCCUUCCUCUCAGGCUGCGAGAUGCAAAGUUAAUAAAUAAAUUUUGUGUUUCUCCACAUGAUACAUUAGAAAAUUCUUAGGAAGAAAUUGAUGAUGGCAUUAACACAAAGCAACGAGAGGAAAUUAUUAUAUAAUGGAGUUACUUUGUAAAUACUGUAAAGACUUUGCAACUUCAUGUAACACUUGCACUGGUAUGAAAAUAGAAAAAGAAGUGGCAGCACGGAGAGUCAAUUUUAUUAAAUCAGCUCAUGAAAAGAUUUAUCCAUCAUUCAAUGGAAGCUUUAGAUUUUUAAAUGUAUAUAAUUUUUUUAAAGAAAAUAUACAGCUAUAUUUAUACAGCAACAAUUGCAUUUCUGUUAUGGAACACUUCAAUUGUAUGGUCGGAGAAAGGGUUCUCGGAUACGCUUGAUUUGCGAAUUUUGAAAACUUGCAAAGACACUCCUAAAAAGAGUUCCAUGUCAGACAUGCUAAAAAAAAAACAUUCCGUUAAAAGCUUAAGUAUGGUCCUUUUUUAGCUUUUUUGGUUGUUUUUUGUUUUGUUUUUUUUUUAUCUAAAACUUAUCUGACCAGCAUAGGAAUAACUACAAAUAACUUGCAAAAGGGAAACAUAUCUGUUGUCAGUUAUAUUUUCUCACAAAAAAUACCAUCCAAUGUCGCUGAAAAAUUUAUCAAAGAAAAUAAAUUGUACUCUCUCUCUAUCUUUUUUGUCAUACACGUGCAUAGUGUUAAAUACAUGGAUCUAAUUUAAAGAAUCAUGCCAUUGUUAUUGUGUCUGUAAAAUACACUGCAAAUGUUUGAAGGAAGAAAUCAGAGUAAUUAUUAAAGAUAUUUAUUUUUAUAA
Cyprinodon tularosa is the source of this 3772-nucleotide messenger RNA. It is a transcript of the gene pcdh20, whose product is annotated as protocadherin-20. Gene Ontology annotation, cellular component: plasma membrane. The record is from RefSeq and is a predicted model, not a curated record. Gene Ontology annotation, biological process: homophilic cell-cell adhesion. The coding region runs from base 141 to 2804 and encodes 887 amino acids. The transcript has 2 exons. NCBI's taxonomy places the organism in Eukaryota, Metazoa, Chordata, Actinopteri, Cyprinodontiformes, Cyprinodontidae. Gene Ontology annotation, molecular function: calcium ion binding.